This is a messenger RNA of Pelodiscus sinensis (Chinese soft-shelled turtle), 3540 nucleotides long. The record is from RefSeq and is a predicted model, not a curated record. Lineage: Eukaryota; Metazoa; Chordata; Testudines; Trionychidae.
AACAAAGACUUACGUCACUACCUGAGUCUGCAGUUCCAGAAAGGCUCAAUAGACCAUAAACUCCAACAAGUGAUCAGAGACAAUCUUUACCUGAGAACCAUCCCAUGCACUACACGGGCUCCCAGGGAUGGGGAGGUCCCAGGGGUGGACUACAAUUUCAUUCCUGUUGAACAGUUUAAAGCAUUGGAAGAAAGUGGAGCCUUGCUAGAAAGUGGAACCUAUGAUGGUAAUUUCUAUGGUACCCCAAAGCCUCCAGCAGAACCCAGUCCCUUUCAGCCAGACCCAGUGGAUCAAGUUCUUUUUGACAAUGACUUUGAUGCAGAGUCCCAGAGGAAAAGAACCACAUCAGUCAGCAAGAUGCAAAGAAUGGAUAGCUCUCUCCCAGAGGAGGAAGAUGAGGAAGAGAAGGAAACAGUUAAUGGCAGUGGAGGUCCAGAAAACAAAGAGAGACAUUCAGAUUCUUCCGACUGGAUGAAGCCUGUUCCUAGUUACAACCAGACAAGCAGCUCCAUGGAUUUCAGAAAUUACUUGUCAAGGGAUGAGAGCCUAGAGCCUCUACCCAAGAACUGGGAGAUGGCCUACACAGACACAGGCAUGGUGUACUUCAUAGAUCACAACACAAAGACAACCACUUGGCUUGAUCCUCGGCUCUGUAAGAAAGCCAAAGCUCCUGAAGACUGUGAGGAUGGAGAACUUCCUUAUGGCUGGGAGAAAAUAGAGGACCCUCAGUAUGGAACAUACUACGUUGAUCAUAUUAACCAGAAAACCCAGUUUGAAAAUCCAGUAUUGGAAGCCAAGAGAAAAAAACAGCUAGGACAGACUGAUGUUGGCCCUUCAAAAGCAGAACCAGAGAAGUCACUCUUCACCAGAGAUCCAGCCCAACUCUCAGGAGCCCUCCUACGGACAUCGCUGAAGAAAAGCACUAUGGGAUUUGGCUUCACAAUCAUUGGUGGAGACAGACCUGAUGAGUUCCUCCAGGUGAAGAAUGUGCUGAAAGAUGGACCUGCUGCGCAGGAUGGGAAAAUUGCACCAGGUGACGUCAUUGUAGACAUAAAUGGCAGCUGUGUCCUGGGCCAGACCCAUGCAGAUGUUGUUCAGAUGUUUCAGCUAGUUCCUGUCAACCAAUAUGUGAAUAUGACGUUGUGUCGUGGUUACCCCCUUCCUGACGACAACGAAGACCCCGUGGUAGACAUCCUUACAGCUGCACCCAUCAUCAAUGGCCAGCAAGUGUCCAAGGGAGAUGUCUGUGUAACCAGCCAAGAUUUAAUACCUGGAACAGUCAUUUUAGACCAGAAUGGGAAACCUGGUCACAUUCUGGUCAAUGGUCGCUUGAACAGUCCUUCCAUGGACCCAACUGAACAGAGGAUCUCAGUGUCUUCUCCAGUAGGCUCCCAGCCAGAACUCAUCACUAUUCCUCUGGUCAAGGGCCCUAAAGGGUUUGGGUUUGCAAUCGCAGACAGCCCUACAGGGCAGAAGGUGAAGAUGAUUUUAGACAGCCAGUGGUGCCACGGCCUUCAGAAGGGGGAUGUAAUCCAAGAGAUUUAUCAUCAGAAUGUACAGAACUUGACGCAUCUGCAGGUGGUGGAGGUGCUGAAGCAGUUUCCAGUGGGAGCAGAGGUCCCAUUGCUUAUCGUAAGGGGAGGUUCCUCCUCACCUGCUAAAACUUCCAAAGUGAAAACGGAUAAGCAGGAAAAUUCAGGAAGCAUAGAGGCUAUCAGUGAUUCCAUUCCGCAGCCUAUGCCAUUCCCACCUGCUGCUGUGAGGUCAGGCUCUCCAAAACUAGACCCUUCAGAAGUCUAUCUAAAGUCUAAGACAAUAUUUGAAGACAAGCCUCCAAACACAAAGGACUUGGAUGUUUUCUUGCGAAAACAGGAGUCUGGGUUUGGCUUCCGUGUACUCGGAGGGGAUGGACCAGACCAGUCAAUAUACAUUGGGGCCAUCAUCCCACUGGGGGCUGCAGAGAAAGACGGCCGACUCCGAGCUGCUGAUGAGCUGGUGUGCAUUGAUGGAAUCCCGGUCAAAGGGAAAUCACACAAACAAGUGCUGGACUUAAUGACCAGUGCUGCACGGAAUGGCCAGGUGCUACUCACUGUCCGGAGAAAGAUCAUCUUUAGCGUGGAGAAGCAGCCGGCAGAGGAGGAGUCGCAUCUGCCCAUUUCCUCUCAAAAUGGAUCUCCCCGGCUGAACCGGGGAGAGGUCUCAAUCAGACCGUCCCCAGAGGCCUAUGAUGUCCUGCUGCAGCGGAAAGAGAAUGAAGGAUUUGGCUUUGUCAUCCUCACCUCAAAAAACAAACCUCCUCCGGGUGUGAUUCCUCACAAGAUUGGGCGUGUGAUUGAAGGAAGCCCAGCUGAUCAGUGUGGGAAGCUGAAAGUGGGAGAUCGUAUCUCAGCUGUGAACGGACAGUCAAUCAUAGAGCUCUCCCAUGACAGCAUAGUGCAGCUGAUUAAAGAUGCAGGCCACGCGGUCACCCUGACUGUCGUUGCUGAGGAAGAGCACCGCGGCCCCCCUUCAGGAACAAACUCUGCCAGACAAAGUCCGGCCCCACAGCACAGACCCAUAGGAACAGCAGCAGCAGACAGGGGAGUUAUAGAAGAUGAAGCUGGAAGAGAACUUUCCAACAGUUAUAGGCUUCCCUGGCCUGAGCAUAAGUACUUGUCCCAGCCCGAUGGCAGUGUUCUCUCAGUUGUAGGCAGCCGUCAUUCUCAGAGUCUUGGCUGUUAUCCAGUGGAACUGGAAAGAGGCCCUCGAGGUUUUGGAUUCAGUCUUCGCGGCGGAAAGGAGUACAACAUGGGUUUAUUCAUCCUUCGACUAGCUGAGGAUGGGCCUGCCAUUAAGGAUGGAAGAAUUCAUGUUGGUGACCAGAUUGUUGAAAUCAAUGGUGAACCCACGCAAGGUAUCACUCACACACGAGCUAUUGAGCUGAUUCAAGCAGGUGGAAAUAAAGUUCUUCUUCUUCUAAGACCAGGGACUGGCUUGAUACCAGACCACAGUCUGGCUCCUUCCAGUUUGUGCUCCUACAUGAAACCUGAGCAACAUUAAGACUUUCAGUGCUUUUCUUGGUCUUUCCUUAAAGACUUGGUAAAUCUGCAUGUCUUGUGAUUCAUUUUUUUCUUUUUAAGAACAAUGCUAUAAACCUCACCUUCUCCCUAUUUUAAUUUUUUUCUUUUGGCAUUCAUUGCAAUACUGUAGGUUAGGUAUUUUUAAUUUGUGAUUCUGCUGCGUGAGGCCUAAAGCUAUGAUGAACCUCCAUGUUCAGUUAACGCAAAUCUAACAAGCCCUUACCAGCCUCAAAGAUCUUACGAACAUUCCAACCUUGUAUUUUUCCAAAAAUGAUGUUCCAUUAGCCAUAACUUAAAUUUUCAGCUCCUCAAAAUUGUUUUGUUUAGUGUAUUGUGUGUGUUGUAUUUUGUUGUUUAAAAAAAAAAACCUGACAUGUAAAAAGCUAGAGUGUUUAGAUCAUUUUGGAUGUUCAUUACUAUUAAACAAUUUAGAUAAGUGUGAAUAUUGGUUAAAUAUUUGUGACAAAUUACUCUGCUCCAU